Glycine soja is the source of this 2022-nucleotide messenger RNA. Its product is annotated as protein O-glucosyltransferase 1-like. The coding region runs from base 242 to 1774 and encodes 510 amino acids. Lineage: Eukaryota; Viridiplantae; Streptophyta; Magnoliopsida; Fabales; Fabaceae. The record is from RefSeq and is a predicted model, not a curated record. The transcript is spliced from 6 exons.
UCACUAUACAUCCAUGGUUCCUCUCUUCCUCAUUCCUCACUGCACCGUAUAUCUCUCUCACGCAUAACUCAAACACAAAAAAAUAGAGCUUUUGAUGAGAAAAUACACCAUCCAAAAUCCAUGAUCCAACACCAUCUACUAUUAUUGUUGUUUUGAGGUUGAAAAAACACAAUUGGGUAUAUAUAGAACUCCAAAACCUACGAGAAGAAAAGAAGACAGUGAUCAAAAAAUAAAGUGAAGCAUGGAAAAGGACAACGAGACGUAUCUGAAGCUCUUUUGGGGGCGUUCUAAUCAUGAGAAGUCAUGUUUGCUGUCAAAGAAGGGCAAAAGCACGGCACUUAGCACCACCGUGAUUUUGCUCGUUUGCUUUGUAGCCACUUUCCUUGUUUUGACUAUCUGGAAUACGUCCACAUUUGCAGCUCUUUCCAUUCCAAUCUCAAUCAUCCCCACAACAAAACCCCAAGAACAAGAAUUCCCACUUAGUUGCACCCAAAACGUGACACAAACAUGCUCAAGAGACUACCCUACUAUACACACCCCCACCAACCCCACCCGCACCUGCCCCUCAUAUUUUAGAUGGAUCCACGAAGACCUAUGGCCAUGGAGAGAGAGGGACAGAGGGAUCACAAGGGAAAUGUUGGAGGGUGCAAGAAGAACAGCACACUUUAGGCUAGUGAUUGUGGAUGGGAAAUUGUACGUGGAGAAGUAUAAGAAGGCUAUUCAGACGAGAGAUGUGUUUACUUUGUGGGGCAUAUUGCAACUAUUGAGAAUGUACCCUGGUAAAGUGCCUGAUUUGGAACUAUUGUUCGAUUGUGAUGAUAGGCCCGUUGUGUCAAAGGAGAGAUUUAAAGGCCCAAAUGCUCCCACCCCACCCUUGUUUAGGUAUUGCUCGGAUCAGUGGAGCUUGGAUAUUGUGUUCCCUGAUUGGUCCUUUUGGGGAUGGGCUGAGAUAAAUAUAAAGCCAUGGAAACAUGUCCUAAAAGAAAUCAAAGAAGGGAACGAAAAGACCAAGUGGAAGGACAGAGUACCAUACGCCUAUUGGAAGGGUAACCCUCUUGUUAGUCCAACUAGGAAAGACCUUAUGAAGUGCAAUGUCACAGAAAAAGAUGACUGGAACACUCACCUAUACAUACAGGAUUGGGAUCAAGAAUCCAGUCAAGGGUACAAGAAAUCCAACUUAGGAGACCAAUGCACCCAUAGGUAUAAAAUAUACGUAGAAGGAUGGGCUUGGUCCGUAAGUGAAAAGUACAUUUUGGCAUGCGAUUCUACGACUCUAUAUGUUAGGUCUCGGUUCCAUGAUUUUUUUGUCCGAGGCAUGGUGCCACUAGAGCACUAUUGGCCAAUUAGAGACAACAGCAAGUGCAAAUCUCUUAAGUUUGCAGUGGAAUGGGGCAACAACAACACUGAUAAGGCACAAGCAAUAGGGGAAGCUGGUAGCAAAUUCAUUCAUGAGGACAUGGACAUGGACUACGUAUAUGAUUACAUGUUUCAUCUACUUAAUGAGUAUGCAAAACUUCAAAGGUUCAAACCAACUAUACCUCAAAAUGCUGUGGAGUAUUGCCCCGAAACAAUGGCAUGUGGUGUAGAUGGUAUACAAAGGAGGUUCAUGGAGGACUCAAUGGUGAAGUCUCCUAGUGAUUCAAAUCCAUGCACUCUUCCUCCUCCAUAUGAGCCUAUAAACCUACAAGACUUUCUAGAGAAGAAAGCUAGUUCAAUAAGGCAGGUAGAAACUUGGGAAGACCAAUACUGGGAGAAAGAAAAAGGGGGACAAUAAUAGUAUUGUCCUGAUGAAGAUUUUGUCAUGUCUUCUUUUAUUUCGUGUUGUGACAAAUUAAAUGGCCCUUUUAUUCAUACAUACCCCUAUCCCCCCCAAUACACACACAUGUGGUGUUGUCUCUUACACUUACAUUCAUCUUUAUCAUCAGUUCACAUUCUUCUUCUCUUGAUUCCUUCCUGGAUCUAAAGCUUGUUUAAUUUUAUUAAUUAUAAUUGUCCCCAGAUCGAAUUACUAGUUUCAUCUAA